This is a messenger RNA of Bradysia coprophila, 1128 nucleotides long. RefSeq names its product dual specificity protein phosphatase 3-like. Gene Ontology annotation, cellular component: cytoplasm. NCBI's taxonomy places the organism in Eukaryota, Metazoa, Arthropoda, Insecta, Diptera, Sciaridae. The record is from RefSeq and is a predicted model, not a curated record. Gene Ontology annotation, biological process: protein dephosphorylation; negative regulation of MAPK cascade. Gene Ontology annotation, molecular function: protein tyrosine/serine/threonine phosphatase activity; MAP kinase phosphatase activity.
UAACGUUCGCCUUCGUCAACCGACUCUCAAAAUUAUAAUUAGAUCCUCAAAUAAAUCAACAAAAUCCUAUAAACUUAGGAAUUUGAUUUGUUAAACAUUUUAGUUAGUUAGUUUAGAUAGUAUAGAACAUGCGAUACAGUGUGGUGAUAAGACAAUAGUUUCGCUAUUGAGUACGGGCUCACAAAAUUAUCGUAGAGUGAAAAACGUGUCAAUUGGACACUAUACGAUAUGACAUCUGAUAACAAAUCGUUGGGAGCAACUAUGACAGAUUUAAUGAAUAUUGUGAGUCCAAAGUGGACGGUUCCAAGCGACAAUCUGAAUGAAGUUUUUCCAGGGAUUUUCCUUGGGGACGAAUUUGCUGCCAAGAACGUAGACUUGCUGAAGCAAAUGAAAAUGACUCACAUCCUAAAUGCAGCCUAUUCGGAGAAGACAUCAUUCCUGUAUGUGAAUACGUCCCAAAACUUUUACAGAGACCGCAAAUUCGAAUGUAACUUUCUGGGAUUGAGUGCUGUCGACUGUCCCACCUAUAAGCUAUCGAAGUACUUUCAGCAAGCUAGUGAUUUUAUCGAUUUGGCUCUAAAUUUUCCACAGGGCAAAAUAUUGGUACACUGUCGACAGGGAGUAAGCAGAUCUGCCACCUUUGUUAUUAUUUAUUUGAUGAUAAAGAAGAAAAUGACGGGAAGGGAAGCGGUAACAUUAGUCAGAAAGAAGCGUAACAUUUUUCCGAACAAGGGAUUUUUAAAAGAAAUUUGUGAUUUGGAGAGUCAACUUCUCAAAGCGAAGCACUAUGAAACCAAUGACGAACUGUUAGAAAACAGUGAUAAUGCAAAUUGUAAUGGAAAAACCGUCGCUGCAACUACCUGAAUCAGUUCGCCUAUCUUUGAAGUCGCUUCUUGAUAAAAAAAUACUGUAGCUGUUCGGAAUGGCGUGACUGUAUAUUGAAGGAGCAUAUGAUGAAAAACAGUGAGAAUCGUUAUACUCAAUUGCUUUGAAGAGGCGUUGGUGUUUUGGGACACACCUGCGGCUGUGAAAUAGGAACGAUUGGAUAUCGAAUGUUUGAUUUUCUGUUAAUCGAAUCAGUCGCUAGUAUUGUGCUGUGAUAUUGAAUAAAGAUGAGAAAACUAUUGA